This is a messenger RNA of Striga hermonthica, 4491 nucleotides long. Lineage: Eukaryota; Viridiplantae; Streptophyta; Magnoliopsida; Lamiales; Orobanchaceae. The record is from the annotation of a GenBank genome assembly.
AUGGAUCUCCGUAGCUUGAAACGCAGAGAGUUGCAGGCGCUAUGCAAGAAGCACAAAAUCCCUGCAAAUUUAUCGAACUUGGAGAUGGUGAAAAGGCUUGCGGAUUUUUUCGAGGAAAAGGGACAAGUGAAUGAGCAGGAAGAAAAUGUGAGUGAAAUCGAGUCUAUCGAUGUGGUUAGGGACAGAGUAGUGAAGAAGGUAAGGUUUAGUCCGGAGCACGAACUGAUUGAGUUCACGAGGUCUCAUGGAAUGAAACAAAGACAUAGAAGGAGUUUUGUUUCAGUUAAAGAAAGUGCUUCAUCUGUUGAACACGGUGAUAUUGGGCAUAUGGGCAGCCAAUGCGUGAAUGGAAACGGUAGAGUUACACGCUCCAGAGGGUCGACAUUGUUGGAGGGACAACAAGUGAACGAGAAGAAGAGAGGGAGGAAAGGCGUAAAAUGUAAUGAACAGAUAAAUAACGGUUCGGUUGUAGAAAGUGUUAAUGAGGAUAAGUUGGGAGAGGGUAAUGCUGAGAGCUCAAGAAGGGUUCUGAGGACGAGACGGCAUAAAUUAGCCGAGGACGUGGAGAAUGCACAGAAAGUAGGAAAGCCAAAAAAUAAAAUGGGAAAUGGUAAAGCUCUCGAUGAUGCCAGUGAUGAAAAAUCAGUCAAGGAAAAUGUGGAGGGCCCUGGUAGACUUGCUAGGUCUAAAAGGCAGAAAUUGUCAGGGGCUUCUGGAAAGAAUACUGUGAUAGUCGAAAGUGUUGCGGAAACUAUUGGGAAUAGUGUGCUUCUAGACAGUGCUGAACUUGAUGAUGACAAAGUGCUUACAAGAUGUUUUUCCAGGAAAAGAGGGGUUAUGGCGGGUUGUGAGGAUAUGAAAACUGAUGGGAAAAAUGGGGAUGAAAUCCUGGAGAACAGGAAAAUGUCAGAAGCGCAGAAUAUGAUUGAGCCUCAAAUUUUGUUGAGGAGAUCUAGGAGGAAUGUGGAUAAAGUUGGUGCCAGUGUAGGUGAAAUUCGUAUGGCAGAACCCAUUAAACCAGAAGUUCGAAGAAGUAAGAGGAGAGAAUCUGUGAUUCCACCGCAUGAAAAUGCAAGAAACAGUGAGCUUACAGUAGAAACCAAGAAAACAAAGCAGCCGAGAAGUUCAGCACCACAAUUAGUAAUUGCUGGCAGGGUUUCAAAAAAUGAAAAGGAGGUGCCCCAGCCUUCUGAAGUUAUGAGGAGGUCAAGGCGUAAAGUAGUUGAGACUUGUGAAACAGAAAAUCACUUAACUGAAGAGUAUCCAGUGGAGAAUGGAAGUUCUUCGGUUGAGAAGAAUAUGGGAAGGUCAAGAAGGAUAGCCUCUAUCAGUAAUUCGGUGGGAAUUAAAGAUGACACAAGCAAAGGCCCUGUUAUUCCACAAAAGAAUGAAGCGAGAAAGCGCAAAAAAGGGCCUAGCUUGGAAGCAGGUGCUGUGAAGACCACUAAACCGAGGUCUCGUAAAUUGCCUGUGAAAGAAAGUAGAAACGAGAAAACUGUCUCUAUUUUGGAAAAUCAGCUGUGUUCGCCUGAUGGAGCGGAUAGUAUGAGGGACUCAAGCUCAAGGGGUGAAAUGAUAAACACAAACAUGACUAGCCAUGUGAGUCAGAUGUCGGGCAGAAGUACUCGCAUAGAGAAAUCUUCUGCAGGAAGUGCUAAAAAUUCCCAUGUGGAAAUUAGUGAUGGGAAUAAGUCCGCAAACUCCAAAGAUUCUGGAAAACAAACUUCUGCAAGCAAUAUUAAGGAUAAUGCAGAAAAGUUUGAUUCUUUGGAGUGUGAUGUCAUAAUUGAAAAAACUGCCACAAGCAUGGAAAGGUAUCAAUCUGAAGCUCAGUUGUCCGGCCAAAUCAAGGGUUCCAGCUGCUUGAACAUGACUAGUGGUCAAAUGCUGCAGGAAGGCUCAAUUGUUUCUAGGAAUGAAGGUUAUGCGGAAAUCAGUCCCUCCACAGAUAAUGUCUUACUCAGGAAUCAAACUGAUGUCAACAAUAGUCUAGAAGUGAUUGAGGCUGAAGCAGACAAGCACACAACACCAGGUUCUGUUGUGGUUGAUCAUGCUGGUGAAGUUGAAGGGAUUUAUGUUGAAAAGAAUCUGGAAUCUUUUGGAAAUGGAGAAAUGAAUUUGAUUAGUCCUCCAAUUGCAUACUUAGAAGACAAUAAGCAGCAUAUAGAUGCAUCCAACAGAAGUUACAAAAGUAAUAAUGAAGACGGAUCUUCAAAAGCUGGAGAAGUUGGUCCUUCAGAUUCCUGUGUAUCAGGGAGAUGCAUAGAUCAUAUUCAAUCAAAGUUAGCAAUACAAGUGAAGGAUCCGUCAUCAAGCAAGUCGAGAAGCAUCGAGAGUAACCAUGCAGAAACUGAAAAAAGUGGAUGCUUGCAGGGUAAUUUAACUGCAGAAAUUGAAGAUGAUGAAUUUUCUGUGUCUCAUCUAUUUGGUAGUGAAAGAAGUGCUACGAUCAACCUAGAAGAUGGAGGAAUAGGUUCAGGUGAAUUUUCAGCCAUGGAAUCUGAUGAGCGAGACAUAGAUAAAGAAUCCUUGGUUGUAUCCCCCAUGACCACCUGUGUAGAGUUACCUAGUAUUUGUAUACAGAGAGACGUUGAGGCUGAUCAUACAGCUAAAACUGAUGAUGUUGGGUCCCCUAACUCUCACAACAGAAAAUGUAAUGAAGACAAGGAAGUUAUCAUUUCUGAUAUUCUUUGUGUUGAAAGAAGAGAUACGAUCUUGCCACAAGAUGGUGACAUCAUUUGCAAUGAAAUGUCCAUUGGGGAAUCUGUUGAUAAAGGACAUGAAAAUGAGUUGAGUGGCUGUGAAGCCAAGGCAGAUCAAAUAGCUGAAGGAGAUGAACCCUGUCUCUGUAAGGAUAAUCAAUCAGAACCAGCUGAAAAUAAUGACGGAGGGUGCUUAGAAAACAACAAGUACGAAAGAGAUGACGGCUUUGAGUUUCGUCUUUCUACUUUAUUUGACAGUGGAAAAAUUGUUAGGGAUACACCACAAGCUAGGGGGAUCAUGCCUGUUGAACAAGUGGUCUUAGAUGAAGUUCCUGUAGCAUCAACCACGAUGAACGAAGUUAAAAUCAAUUCUGGUUGCUUGAGUUUAAAGGAAAUAGAUCCGCAACCAAUCAGUUCUUCUCUAUCUCUAGGUAGCGGGCAAAUAAUAUCUGAACCGUGUGAAAUCAUUGACAAAGAAGCUGAUUGUGCUCUGGUUUUGGAGGAAGGUGUAUGUUCUCUUGGAAAUAAUAUAUGUGGUGAUGAAUUGUUGGUGCAUGAGAAGAGUAUAUGUGAUAGGAACCCUGAAAUAGGCAGUCCACCGGAUGCGCAUACCAUGGAAUAUAUACCUAAAAUAGAAGAGCAACUAAAAGGUCUACCGGUUGUGCCUACUGCUAUUAAUGAAACAAAUGAAGAUGCAGUCAAUGAUGAGAUUUUUGGAUACACUAAAGAUGUGGCUGCAGAUGCAUGUGUUGCCAAUGAUGGUACUGCUAGCAAACUAUUGGCUGAAAGUGUGUGUGAAAUGGAAUUUCAUCACGCGGAGAAUACAGCUAAAACUGAUUAUGGUGGCUCCCCUAACUCUCACAACAAAAAAUGUGAUGAAGAAUUUGUCAUUUCUGAUAUUCUUGGUGUUGAAAGAAAAGAUAUGAUCUUGCCACAAGAUGGGGAUAUCAUUUAUGAUGAAAUGUCCAUUGAGGAUUCUGAUGAUAAAGGACUCGAAAUUGAGUUGAUCGGUUGUGAGGCUGAGGCAGAUCAAAUAGCUGAAGGAGAUGAACCCUGUGUCUGUAAGGAUAAUCAGUCUGAACCAUCUGAAAACAGAAGGUGCUUAGCAAACAACAAGUACGAAAGAGAUGACAACUGGGAGUUUGGUCUUUCUAGUUUAUUUGACAGUGGAAAAAAUGUUACGGAUACACCACAAGCUAGGGGGAUAAUGUUUGUUGAACGAAUGGUUUUAGAUGAAGUUCCUGCAGCAUCAACCACGAUUGACGAAGUUAAAAUCAAUUCUGGUAGCUUGAGUUUAAAGGAAAUAGGUCCGCAACCAAUCAGUUCUUCUGUAUCUCCAGGUAGCGGGCAAAUAAUUUCUGAACCGUGUGAAAUCAUUGACAAAGAAUCUGAUUGUGCUUUGAUUUUGGAGAAAGGUGUAUGUUCUUUUGGAAAUAAUAUAUGUGGAGAUGAAAUGUCGGUGCAUGAGAAGAGUGUAUGUGAUACGAACCCUGCAAUUGUCGGUCCACGGGAUGCGCAUACAAAGGAAUAUAUGCCUAAAAGAGAACAGCAACUAAAAAGUCUACCAGUCGUGCCUACUGCUAUUAAUGAAACAAAUGAAGGCGAUGCACGUGUUGCCAAUGAUGCUACUCCUAGCAAACUAUUGGCUGAAAGUGUUAGUGAACUGGAAUUUCAUCAGGCGGAGAAUACUGAACAACAGUCCGAGAACCUGCACGAAAAUCAUACGAUUUCAGAUGUUGGUGAAAAACCAAGUGAUGUGGUAUCCACCAGCCAAAGAUGGGCAGGUUAG